Gymnodraco acuticeps is the source of this 9939-nucleotide messenger RNA. RefSeq names its product lysine (K)-specific demethylase 6B, a (gene kdm6ba). Gene Ontology annotation, molecular function: RNA polymerase II cis-regulatory region sequence-specific DNA binding; histone H3K27me2/H3K27me3 demethylase activity; chromatin DNA binding. Gene Ontology annotation, cellular component: MLL3/4 complex. The record is from RefSeq and is a predicted model, not a curated record. Gene Ontology annotation, biological process: heart development; regulation of gene expression. Lineage: Eukaryota; Metazoa; Chordata; Actinopteri; Perciformes; Bathydraconidae.
AGGCAGGUCAGUGUUGGUGUAAAAAUAAGUUACAGUGAUAUCCCUUCAUUGGAGAGCUGUGUUGUUACAUUGUAUUUUCUUGUUGGUUGAAGUAGGCUCUGUUCUGUUGGGAUCCAGGACAGCACUGGGGGAUUGUUGCAGGCUGGUUGAUCAGAGAGGAACCAUUGAUCGUCUAAAAAUUGAUGAUGUGGGGACAUUUCGUUGAGUUUUUAUUCUAAACCACGGGUGACUGUUAAAUCCCACGCGUUUGUGUCUCACUUCAGAUCAUUGAUCACCUUUACCGUAGGCUACAUGUUUAAUCAUUCAGUGCACGUGGAUUGGAGCGAUUCUGAAAAUUGGCUUUGAUAUGCAGUUAGGGUAUAGGGGGCUUUAGGAUGUCAAAAGCCCAACUUUUUAAAGGUUUUUAUCCCACGGAGAUCUAUCUGGGAGUCUAUAUUUCUGUAUAUGUUUCAGCCCAUGUGAAUACUUGUUUGUACAACGUAGGCUAGUCGUAGUUAUACAUCUAUACAUCGAAUAUAGAAAAUGACAUACGCUCACAUUGCUGUGGGACAUCCCGGGUUAGUAUGGUCAUUGUUAGCCUGUAAACUAAUGAUCAUCCUAUGGCUAGAAAAGGGAAGGAGAACUAGAGGACAGGGAGAGAAAAGUGCCUGUGUAAGGAGAUCUCACGCCAUUGUGUGUGUGUGUGAGGUGGCUCUGCUGGAGUGGGGGUGGGCAGGAUCACUGAGGUCGGCAGCCGUAUAAAGUGAAUGGAUAGCGGCCACCCCAUCACCCCCAGUCAAUCCUUACGCACACAAAGAGCCGGAUUGAAAGGAAGUGAUUUGCAUCACCUCUCUUUAUGGGGGGAGGGGCGGUGUUUUGGGCUGUCUGUCCUUUAGGUCUAGGUUUCAGGCAGUGCACUAAAGUCUGACCGCAUACUAUUGUUUGGUCAACGUGAUGUGUUAUCUAAUUCUCACUUUUAAGAGGGAACACUUGUCCAAACUGAAGGGACUUUUUAACUUUAAAGCACUUAUCUGGCGCUGUUCUUGAGGCAUAUGCACUCUUUGAUGAUAAUAAAGCGCACUGGAGUCAUAUGGGUUUACUUAGGCUAUACACCGUGAAAUAUCCAGCUGACUUCCAUAUUGCUUUGAUCGUUUGAAACACAACUACACACGGCGAUGAUUACAAUAUAUAAAAACAAUACAAGUCAAACCGGGACAAAGUCCAGUAGUCUGGGGGCGUGGUAAUGUCUUCUUGCAUAAUCAUUGUCGAUAUUGGUGGUUUUGACGUUAAAAGUUAUUUCCACUGGUCAUCGGACAAGCAGUUGAUGAGAAUUUGUGGCUGGCAGGGGGGCUUAUUUGUCACUUUAUUGCCCACACUAAAGGAGCAGCAGUGAUAUCAGGAAGAGUGGAGUGUGCUGGCAUGGGGUCGUGAAGAAAACAAAAAAGCGAAGCCUUUGAAGGUUCACUUCCUAUCAAUCAGAUCGAUCGGCAUGGAAACCAGCGCAGCGUUUGAUGUCGGGUUGUACACAGUUUUAAAGCUGCAAAUCGCUCCACGCACACUGCUGUCCGGCUGUGUGUGUGCUGCCUCAGCGAUCCCCGCCCCCGUUUGUCCCGCGAUCUCAAUAGGAGUGUGUGAGAGUGAAUGAAUGAACAAUCGCCGCCCAUUUUACUAUGAGUUGUGACGAACAUGAAGAAUAUUAAAGUGAUACACACGCGCCAGGAGGACAGAUGGCGUUGGCUAUACGGCUGCUACAUCAACAAUAGGGUGAGGAGACCCCAGAGAGAUGAUUGGCAGCAGAAGCUGAGACAUAACACAACUGUGAAUCAAUAACUUGGUGCUACUCUGAAAGCCAAUAGGCUUUGGGGUUCCUGGUGCUAAAGACAGAGGCAUUGGACAGUACAUUCAUUCUCAGUGAGUGAGGCCCUCUCUGUGCUGCAGUGGAGGGCUUCACACACUCCGCUAGUCUGGCUGGAUGCAUCACGCAGUAGAGCAGUUUGGCGGGCGUGGCACACGGGACUCCUUCCCUCUGGACGGACUCAACCGGGGACCAUGGGCUCCCGUGGGCGGCCGCGCCUGGCAGCCACCUGCGAGGUGUUCGCCUGGAAUGAACCAACACCAGCUCCUUUCCCAUCUACCUCCUGGUCCUAUGGGCGGACUCAACCAUCCCAGUAAAUUAUUUGGAAAUGGGCCAAUGCGUGGAGGUGAGAAGCUUGAGCUUCCCCAGCAAAUGGUACCAGGUGUGCAGAGGGAGCAGCAGAGGCCUCCUCAUCAUCAUCUUCACCCUCCACCCCCCCACAGAGCGUGGGAGCAACUAGGUCAGCUGUAUGAUUCCCACCUCCCUCCUCAAGGACAUCCUGGCGUGCCACUGCCAAAUGAGCACUCACUCCGCCUCCAUAAUGGCGGCUAUGCAGGCAGCAGCGGCCCACCCCCCAUCCCCCACCUAGCCCCCAACACCCAUCUACCCCUCAACCCCCAUCUAGCCCCAGCAGGCCAAACCAACAGCUGAAGUUUGGGGGUCCUCAGGAGCAGCAUGUUCCCCGGGGUCCACCACUGCUGGGAGAAGAGAUGUGGGCUCAGGUGCACCAGCAGAGGGGCUACCCAGGGAAGAUGCUCGGGGGUCAGCUGAAGAGACCGGGCCCUCCAUUGGGAGAGCACUCUGUCAUCCAGCACACUCCUCCACCCCCCAUGCACCCGUCCUCCCGCCCAGCUGCAGAGGACUGUCCCAGUCCCAACAAACGGAAAAAGAGUUCAGAUCAGGUAUCCCACCCCGGGCUGCAGCGUUUCCCUGUGCCAGGCCAGUCUUUGUUAUCUCAGCACCAGUCUUCAGCCCACCACCUCCCUCCAAAAGCUGCCUUCUGGAACCCCCUUCACAAAAACAACAGCACUCCCUGGCAGCCCCAGAUGUCUGAACGCAAACAUCCACAAUCACAGGACUUCCAGCUCAGAACAGAAAACAACAAACAAGGAAUGGGUAGCUACGCCCAGAAGUCCUCCCCUGCCUCCACCGCUUCAAACCUCUCGCCUCCACAAAACUCCACCCUGGGAAGCUACAACCAGGGAUUUGCCCCUCAGCUCCAGAAAGACGCAUUCCAACCUCUGGCUGUAAACCAGCAGUCUCCUCACUCCUCCUACCCCAGCCCAAGCUCCAAACUGGGGCUCCUGGGUCCUCACAGCCAGAGAGGCCCUCUCAUCGGGGGCCAAGGUGGUAGCCAAGCUACCUCUCACACGGCAUGCACCCCAACCAGGGGAGACAGAGAUCAACACCCACACGCCCAAUCGUCACCAGCAAACCCGCCUGCCACCACCAGCAGCAGUGUGCCUUACAGCCACUUCCAGCCUCACCCAGGGCUGGGGCACAAGGGUCCUCCUCCUGCCAGCAGCACCUCAGUACCUCAGCACCUGCAGAGUGGGCCCCAUGAGGCCUGGAGAUACCAGAGCAGGCCCAGCAGUCACUCCCUCGAGUCGGGCAUCUACAGGCCUCCAGGACUGCUACCUCAGCGCCAGCAGAGCCACAAUCAGCUGGUGGACAGUCGGGGUCCUACACAGCAUCAACAUCAUGUCCUCCCCCCUCUACCCCUAACCAACUCCACCCGGACACCUGUCAUCACCGCCAACCUUCCCACACCCCAGUCAUCGUGCUCCAUCGGUGGUUACGGCAACAACAGGAGCUCUACUAGUGUAACCAUGGCUGCUGUGUCCACGGUGACCACAUCACCCCCUGCUGGUUGCCCUGUGAACAAUGGCAGCAGUAACAGCAGCUGGCAGAGAGGAAGAGAGCCGGCACCCCUUACCUCCACCCGUGGCAUCCCUGGCCCCACCCCUCAGCUGGAUGCUCUGCUGCAGCCAGGAUGUCAGAGAGGCCAAGCUGCCCCCGGCAACCAGCCUUACCAUCAACAGGGACCCAACAGCGCCCGGCCACUGAAGGGGAAGACGUCGUAUUACGCUCAGGCAGAACUGGAGAACCCUCCAUUUCCUUCGUCAUCCUCCUCUCUGUUCUCCUCAGGACACCAGAGGACAGGGGACAGUGUGAUCACAAGCAGACUUUCACAUCCUCUUCCAAGCUCUCCUCACACGUACCGCUCCACGGCAGCUCAGCCCUCCCACUCCAGACCGGCUCAUCAGUCACAGUAUGCCCUGCCUCAGGCAUACCCCCAGCCUCAGCUCCCUCCCCCCGCUCCGAUCUCUGUCCCUCAGUCCAUCGAAGAGGCUCUAGACAAACUUGAUGCAGAGCUGGAGGGUCACAUGCAAGCUGAAGAGAGGAGGAGCAGGGACAGAGAGGAUCAAGUGCGAAAACUGAGAGAAGAGGAGAGGAGGAAGAAAGAAUGGGAAAUAAGACAAAAGCGGGACGAGGAGAGAAAGAGGAAAGAGGAAGAGGAGAGGAAGCAGAGAGACCAUGAUAGACAAGAGGAGGAGAGGAGAAGGAGAGAGUGGGAGAGACAGGAGCAAGAGAGGAAAAGGAGGCAAGAUGAAGAGAGGAGGAAGAGAGAAUCUGAGAUGCUCGAGGAGGAGAGGAAGAGGAGAGAGUGGGAGAGGCAGGAAGAGGAGAGGAAAAAGAGAGAGUGGGAGAAAAAGGAGCAAGAAAAGGAGAGGAGAGAGUGGGAGAGGCAAGAGGAGGAGAGGAAGAGGAGAGAAGCAGAGAAGCAGGAGCAAAAGAAGAGAGAACUGGAGAGGCGGGAUGAAGAAACUAAAAAACAAAGGGAGAGGAAAGAGGAGGAGGAGGAGGAGAGGAGGAGGAGGAGGGAGGAGGAACUGAGCAGUGCAAAAGGCAAAGAGCAGACUGCAAUUGAGAAUCUGGAGAGACUGCUUUCCGGCAACAAUUGUUCAACACCCCCCCCUUCUCGUCUCUCUUCUGUUACUGCUCCUCCCUCAGGUCCCUCUCCCCCCAGUGCCCAGACUUCUCCCCCUUACCCCUGGCUCAGCCGUGGGGGUGUGCUCCCCACACCACCAGCACUGACACCCCCCACCAUCACUCCAGUAGAAAGGCUGCGGCCGCCCCCUCUUACACCUCAGACGGAGUAUGCCAGAGAGAAGCAGAGGCAGAGGGAGAUGUGGAGCAACAAUAGCGGAACGACAUUCAGUCCCUCAUCAACACACAAUACCUCAGGGAUGAUGUACCCCCACAAGCCCCCGGCUAUGCAAGCCGCGCCCAACCAAUCCAAAGACUCCGUCAGGGAGCGAGAGAGCAGCGUACCCUCUCUCCCCGCCUUGGCCCUCCGAGAACCCCCCAAACUCUAUCAGGCCUUUCCCAGAGAAAACCUCCCCCCGCCUCUAUCCUCCAGCUCCAUGAAGGGAAUCCUCAACAAGCCUGUGGCAGGAAGUGGUUUGGAAACAGGCACAGACUCUGCCCAGUUUGAGGAGGAGCCCUCCGAGAUGUCCACGCUGCUCCCUGAUGGUCUGGCCAACAUAAUGGCCAUGCUGGAUGAAUCCAUCCAAAAGGAAGAGGAGAUGUAUAACAGCGAAAAGACAGGGUCCACAGGUCUUCUUGACAACUUUAAUCCUAGUGUCCAGCCUAUCAAGAGCUACCUGUGUGCCCCAGACCUCAUUCCAGCAUUGAAGCACCAGCCCAACCAGGAAGACUUUGGAUCAAAUCCGCACGCUAGCCCCCCCGUGCUCAGUCGCCAAGGCUCUCUGGCUUCCCCUUGCAGCCGGACGUCUUCUCUGAACGAGGAGGAUGAGGAUUGCCAUAAACCUUCACAUGUCCCUCUGAACCAUAAGCGGUCAGCGGACACGGGAGUGGGGAACACCAACUACCGCCACAGUGACCUGGCUAAACUAUAUGGCCUCCCUGAGCAGAUUAAAAGUGAGGCUGAUGAGGAGGAGGAUGAAGAAGAGUCUGAGACACCAUCGUGUUCUCCACCACCUCAAAGACCCCACCUCCAUCAAACUGGUGUAAACAGCAUGUUCAAAUCCCUAGCAACAGUCCUAGAGAGUCAGAAGUAUGCUUACCGUGGUGGGCCUUUUGGGAGACCACCUCCCUCGGCUCUGCUCGGGGUCAAAUAUUCCUCUUCACUGUCGCUGGGCCCGGAUAUCUGUCGCCAGCAGCAAGGCAGCUCUCCCACUUCAGAUCCAAACAAUCCACCAUUCAGUCCCGCUGUCCCACCUCUGAAGUCCUCCCCCCCUCCACUAGAAGAUCAGAAACUCAAAAUAGAGGACGCUGAUGUCUGGAGAGAUGACGGCGGUUCAACAGAAGACCGAAUGAACUCCAACAAAAAGGAGAGUAUUUCUAAUAACCCUAUCAAGGUGGUCAAGAAGGAGCGGCAGCUGACGACCAUCUCCGAGUCUUCUCUGGCUGAGUUGGGCAAAAGCUGCGAGGUCAUGCUUAGUCGACAGUCACUUCCUAACAAGAACUCUGUGGAUAAAUCCGAUAGCCAAGUGAAAGUGGAGGACAGACACAAACCUGAGAAAGUGAAAGAACGCAGAGACAAAGACAGGCACAGGGAGAAAGAGAAGAAGAGGAAGCACGGCCACAGUAGCAGCAGGAAGCAUGAAGACAGGAAAGAAAAGAAGAAGCAUAGAGAAAAGAGAGAGGAGAUGGCCUUGUCCUCUUCUUCAUCAUCAUCUUCCUCCACUCAUUGCAGCUCCAGCCACAAGCGGCACAAGGAUGGCAAGAAGGAAAAGAAGGACCGCAGAAUUCUCGGCGACCUCAACCUCCAGAGCAAGGACGGCUCUGAGAAGAAUCUGGAUCAUUUAUGACACAGAAAAAACAAAGCUGACGGAGCGUCCGGCACCAGCUCCGCCAGUGAAGGAGAGGGUCCUGAAAGGUCUUCUGAGGACAGAAAAGACUCUGAAUCUGGUUCUUCACUGGGUUCAACAGACUUCUUGAAACUGAAGGCGCUGUCGGACGGGCCGCCCAAAGAGCUGAAGAUCCGCCUCAUCAAGGUGGAGAGCGGGGACAGGGAGACGUUCAUGGCCUCUGAGGUGGAGGAGAAGAGGAUCCCACUGGAGGAAAUCACCAUUAAGAACAGUGCCAGUGAGAUCAUCAGGUCCUGCAAGGGAGCCAGAGUGAAAGACAAGUUCCGGGAGUCCUUUCUUCUCCCAGCCUUCUCUGUGAAGCCCGUCAUGCCAGACGAACCCAUCCCCAGAGAGAAACUCAACCCUCCUACACCCAGCAUCUAUUUGGAGAGUAAGAGGGACGCCUUCUCCCCUGUGCUGCUGCAGUUUUGUACUGACCCCAAGAAUCCUGUUACUGUCGUCAGAGGCCUGGCUGGAUCCCUACGACUCAACCUGGGCCUGUUUUCUACAAAGUCACUGGUUGAAGCCAAUGCAGAGCAGUCGGUGGAGGUGAGGACUCAGGUGCAGCAGCCCGCUGAUGAGAACUGGGACCCCAGUGGGACGGGUCAGACAUGGCCCUGCGAGAGCAGCCGCUCCCACACCACCAUCGCCAAAUAUGCCCAGUACCAGGCAUCCAGCUUCCAAGAGAGUCUUCAGGAGGAGAAAGGCAUGAUGACGAGGGAUGAUGAAGAUGAGAAGGAGAAGCAGCCAUCCACAAGCUCUGAUGCUCCAAGCAAGGACAUCUCUAAAGAAAGCAGCAGUGCUGAGCAGAAAGCAGUUGGGAAGAUUAUCAAGUUUGGCACCAACAUUGACCUCUCAGAUCCCAAGAGGUGGAAGCCCCAGCUUCAGGAGUUGCAGAAGCUGCCAGCAUUUAUGCGUGUAGCAUCCAGCGGAAAUAUGCUGAGUCAUGUUGGACACACCAUACUCGGGAUGAACACAGUCCAGCUCUACAUGAAGGUCCCAGGGAGCCGGACGCCAGGUCACCAGGAGAACAAUAACUUUUGCUCGGUGAACAUCAACAUCGGCCCUGGAGACUGCGAGUGGUUCUCUGUCCAUGAGAACUACUGGCAGGCCAUCAAUGACUUCUGUGCAAAGCAUGGCGUGGACUACCUGACAGGGUCCUGGUGGCCGGUGCUGGAGGACCUCUACAAAGCCAACAUCCCCGUGUAUCGCUUCAUCCAGCGGCCGGGGGACUUGGUGUGGAUAAACGCUGGAACUGUUCACUGGGUGCAGGCCGUGGGCUGGUGCAACAACAUCGCCUGGAACGUCGGACCCCUCAAUGCUUACCAGUACCAGCUGGCCCUGGAGCGGUUUGAGUGGAACGAAGUGAAGAAAGUCAAAUCCAUCGUCCCCAUGAUUCAUGUGUCCUGGAACGCAGCCCGCACUGUCAAGAUAACCGACCCUGACACCUUCAAGUUGGUCAAACACUGCCUACUGCAGUCCAUGAAGCACAUCCAGAUCCUGCGUGACCAGCUGGUGGUCUUAGGAAAGAAGAUUUCCUAUCAGAGUCGGGUCAAGGACGAGCCCGCCUACUACUGCAACGAAUGUGACUUGGAGGUAUUCGAUUUGUUGUUUGUGACAAGUGAGAGCAACAGCCGAAAGACAUAUGUGGUUCACUGUGAGGAGUGCGCACGUCAGCGUAGCCCAAACCUGAACAAUGUGGUGGUGCUGGAGCAGUACCGCAUGGAGGAGCUCAUGACCACAUACGACUCCUUUAACCUGGCCUCCUCCCGGUGACAGAGAUCAUCUCCUGCGUAUCCUCAGCCAUAACCAAAACUCCUGCAAGCCAGGAAAAAAGACACAGGUUCACUUUGGUUUUCAACUUACCCUUUCAUUUUUGCUACUACUUGCCGAACAGCCAGUUGAAUACGUUUACUCAUCAUUACUGUUUACAAAAAGAAAAUACCAAGCCGCCAAUAAAUACCAGUUUACUCUCAGAUGGUGCUUUGAGCCAGACGCCCUGGUCACAUAGGAACCCAGGGGGCAGGUGGUGCUGCCGGUGAACAAACUGCGGAGGGUAGUUGGUGCAUUUCUGUUGUAUUGAAUACUGACAUUUGUACAUGCUGUUUGCAAUUUUUGUGGGGUGCUGUCUUUUUUUAAAUAAUUUAUUGUUUUGUUGUUUUCUAAAACUAGAUCAGCCUAGAUAUAUACCACAUUGGCCUUGUAUUUAGAAAAGAGAGAAAAUGACAAAUACUAAUAAUAAAGAUAAAGAUAUGAACAUUUUUCUAAAGCAUUAAGAAUUUAAAAAAAUACAAAUGUUUGGAGUGCUUCAAAACAUACGGGUUUUAACGACUUUCGUUGUUUUGGGGGGGAUUUCAUUUUGUCUUUCAGAUUCUUGUAUGUAAUGUAAAUCUUGUGUUUGUAUUUCCUCAAUCACUUGUCAGGUCUUUUUUUAUUUCUGUAUGGAUACUCUUUGAAGGAAGACAAAACUCAUUACCAUCUGGUGUUGUGUGUUUUACUUCUGAUUGUUUUGGUCCAAUUUGCAGACUUUGGAUUCAUUUACUUUUUUGGCAUUGUACAUUUAAUUUAAAAUGUUUUCUCUAUUUAUUGGAUAUUAAUGUUCUCCCUUUUUUAAUAGGGUUGUACAAGGUUGCGAUUUUUGUUUCUUCUUAUUUUUUGAUAGUGACCGAUUGCUCUGUAAGAAUUGAAACGUGGGGGUUGUGUGUCCACAGGAGUGGAGGUUGCUGUUGUCUGGUGCUUGGCUCUAUUGACUCCUGGUAUAUAUUAUAUAAUAUCUUUAUCCUGAAAAUAACACCACCUUUCCUGUAGACGAUAGGCACACUGCUCACGUAGAGAAGAUGACUAAUGGAAUGCUGUGUUUGUAUGCUCAUUGAGGAAAAACAGUUUUUUCCAAAUUGUUUUUAGAAAUGGUAAUUUUUUGUUUUCAUUAUGUAGGGGGCUUUUAGACAAGAUUUUAUGAUAUUAUAUGUUGAAUAUGAUAACGGGAUAGAUGGUGCUAAAUGUUCAAUUUGAACAACUCUUUUUCUGUUUAUCUUCUUAAAAUGAGAAUUCUAUUUUUACUGUUGCAAUAUUACCUUUUCUUCUCUUUGUGGUCAUUUAUUUAUAACUGCACUGUUUAGAGAAUUCACAGACACACACACCAAACUGAGCCAGACAUGUCUUAAACACUUGUGAAUUUGUGUGACAUUAAAAUGACAAUUAAUAAAAAAAUGCUUUUUGAUAAAUCCA